CUCUGGAAGGGGCGGGGCCUGGCGCCGGCCGUUGCGUUCCCCGUCGACCGCCGGGAGGGGGACCAUCGAGUGACUGAACCCAGGGUUGCGCAGUUGGACGCUGACUGAGGCGCGAGCGGGCGACGCCGGGCUUGUAGCGCCAAGCGAAAAGCAGAGCCAGCAGGGCUUUUCCAGGUGAGCUGGCUUGGGAGGCCCCUGGCAGAAACUAGGGGACAAGUUCUUAUCCAGGGAGCUCCACGACCGGCAGGAUGGGGUCAGCCUGUAUCAAAGUCACCAAAUACUUUCUCUUCCUCUUCAACUUGCUCUUCUUUGUCCUGGGUGCUGUGAUCCUGGGCUUCGGGGUGUGGAUCCUGGCUGACAGGAGCAGUUUCAUCUCCGUCCUGCAGACCUCCUCCACCUCGCUCAAGGUGGGAGCCUACAUCUUCAUCAGCGUGGGGGCCUUCACCAUGCUCAUGGGCUUCCUGGGCUGCAUCGGUGCUGUCAACGAGGUCCGCUGCCUGCUGGGGCUGUACUUUGUCUUCCUCCUCCUGAUCCUCAUCAUCCAGGUGACUGCUGGGGUCCUCUUCUACUUCAACAUGGGCAAGCUGAAGCAGGAGAUGGGCGGCAUCGUGACCCAGCUCAUUCAGAACUACAAGGACAACCACGAGGACAGCUUGCAGGAGGCCUGGGACUACGUGCAGGCGCAGGUGAGGUGCUGCGGCUGGGUCAGCUUCUACAACUGGACAGAAAACGCCGAGCUUAUGAAUCACACCAACAUCACCUACCCCUGUUCCUGCGAGAUCGAGAGAGAGGAGGAUGACCACAGGCUCCAGCUGAGGAAGGGCUUCUGCCAGAUCCCCGACAGCAACACGACCCAGCCAGGAGUCAACAGCCCAGAGUUCUGGCCCGUCUACCACGAGGGCUGCAUGAAGAAGGUGCAGGCGUGGCUGCAGGAGAACCUGGGCAUCAUCCUAGGCGUGUGUGUGGGCGUCGCUGUCAUUGAGCUCCUGGGGAUGCUCCUGUCCAUGUCUCUGUGCCGGCACAUCCAUUCCGAAGACUACAGCGAGGUCCCCAAGUACUGAGCAGCUGCUGUCCCCACCUCCCUGCCUGUCCCCUAACCUCAGGGCUUCUAGGGGUCUCCCUGGCUCCCUCCUCCAGGCCUGCCUCCCGCCUCACUUACAAGACCACUAGUCCGUCCUGUGCUGGCUAGAAAGUGGGGUGGGGGAGCUUUCUGGGGCCUGGGCCCCUCCUCUCCUUUGCUUUUCUGCCACCAGCCUUAAGCCCCAGCUCUUCUGUGGCUCCUCUACCCAGUGUCUGCCUGGGUUGUCUUAGCAGCUCAGAGAAAACACUCCCCGCACAGGUGGGCUGGGUUUCCACCUGCCUCAGGUGCUGUAUAUAUCAUGUCAGAGAAAGUGUAUUAAAAGUUUGGGGGCAGCGGAGUAGAUAAGGCACCCCGGGCUGUCAGGGGACUGCCCACUGCGUGGGUCAGCUUUGUUUCCUCUCUGAUGCUUCUCUCUUUGGUUUUCUCAUUUUCAUGGGGUAGUGGGAGAGGGUAGGCUUUACCUUACACGAGGAGCAGGACCCCUUCCCCGGGUCUGACCCACCCUCACCCCAGCAGCUCAGAUCAGUCUGGGCCAUGCCAUGGGGGCAGGGCCUGGGUGAGCUGGACUGAAACAGGGCUGCUUGGGCAAGGGGGUCUGGACCAUCCCUGGGCUGCUUAGGGAAUCAGAGGGGUGAAGAGCUGGCCCUGCGUUCACCAGGAUCCUGAGCUGUCCAGGGAAGGGUGGGGGAUGCUUUCUCCUGUCCUCUGCCCCCCAGGGAGUGGGUGGGUGAGGCUGUGCCUUGUAGGGGAGUGGGCUGGGGCCCUGUGCACAGUUCUGUAAAAUGCGGAUGACUGAUUAUUAAAAAGGAUUUGUAACAA
Molecule: messenger RNA, 1900 nt
Organism: Vicugna pacos (alpaca)
Lineage: Eukaryota; Metazoa; Chordata; Mammalia; Artiodactyla; Camelidae
Source: RefSeq, a predicted model, not a curated record